AUGCCCAAACGCAAGACGUCCGACGCGGAUGGCAAGCCGCAGAAUGCCCAGAUCAACAAGCGAAGCCGGUCGGAUCUACGCGAACCGCAUCCCAAUGCAAAGCAGACCGAGGAUUUCGGAAUCGUCCUGCGCGAAUUCUACCCUCCGGAAAUGAGCAAUGAGCGAUGCCAGGCCUACAACGACGGAAUCCUCGAAAGACCCAUCGAACUGCUGGAGGCGGCGUGUCGUGACACCUCGGACAAGCGUCGCGCGAUCGGCCCGGGGAAAACCGUGGUGCAUUGGUUCAAGAGUGACUUGCGUCUCCAUGACAAUCGUGCGCUUCAUGCGGCGUCCCAGCUGGCGCGCGAUCACCAGAUCCCACUGAUCGGUCUCUACAUCCUGUCUCCGGAGGACUGGGCUGCACACUUGACCAGUCCGGCACGAGUCGACUUCACCCUGCGCACGCUGAAGCGGCUGCAGACGGAUCUGGCAGAGCUCGAUAUACCUCUCUAUAUGGAGACCCAGGAGAAGCGGAAAGCCAUUCCGGGUCGGAUCGUGGAAUUGUGCCAGCAAUGGGAGGCCAAGCACAUAUAUGCCAACAUCGAGUAUGAGGUGGAUGAAUUACGACGGGAGGCGAAACUCGUUCGUCUCUGUGCUGCCAAGGAGAUUGACCUUGCUCUUUCCCAUGACACCUGCGUUGUGACCCCAGGUGCCCUGAGCAGCCAGCAGAACAAACAGUAUGCAGUCUAUACCCCGUGGUUUCGUUCCUGGCUCGCCUUUCUCAAAGAGAACCCAGAUUAUCUUGAAUUGUCUGAGGAGCCCGGAUCCAACCCGGGCGAUGCGCGGAAGAAGCUAUCAGGGCUUUUUGACUGCAAGAUCCCGACUGCCCCUAGCAACAAGCAAUUGUCAGAGGAGGAAAAGAAACGAUUCGAAAUUAUGUAUCCGGCGGGCGAGCACGAGGCCUCUCAACGACUGGACAAGUUCCUAGAGGAGAAAGGUCGCGAGUACGACAAGAUGCGCAGCAUAGUGUCGGGAAAGCAUACUUCCAUCCUAAGUCCGUAUUUUGCGUCGGGGGCCCUGAGUGCCCGCACCGCUGUGGUGACAGCGAAGAGAGCGAAUCGAAACUUCCUGGAUCGGGAUAACAGUGGCUACAUCUCCUGGAUUAGUGAGGUGGCCUGGCGCGAUUUUUACAAGCAUGUGCUGGUGAACUGGCCGUUUAUUUGUAUGAACAAGUGCUUCAAACCGGACCAUACCAAUAUUGAAUGGGAGUACAACUUGGAUCAGUUCCAGGCCUGGUGUGAUGGCAAAACUGGAUUUCCCAUUGUCGAUGCGGCGAUGCGCCAGCUCAAGCAUUCAGCCUGGAUGCACAACCGCACACGCAUGGUGGUCUCGUCCUUCUUGACCAAGGAUCUGCUGCUUGACUGGCGUCGAGGUGAGCGUUAUUUCAUGGAACAUCUUAUCGACGGGGACUUUGCCUCCAACCAUGGUGGCUGGGGUUUUGGAUCCAGCACUGGCGUGGACCCGCAGCCCUAUUUCCGUGUCUUCAAUCCCCUACGACAGAGUGAGCGAUUUGAUCCAGACGGUGAGUAUAUCCGGCAUUGGGUGCCCGAGCUGCGCGAGAUCAAGGACAAGGCUAUCCAUGAGCCCUAUAAGCGGGGAGCCGGUUCGAUCGCGAAGAAGAACGGAUACCCCGAGCCGAUCGUCGAGCACUCGGAAAUGCGGAACCAAGCACUAGAGCGUUUUAAGCGAGCUUUACAGCGGUGA
Penicillium atrosanguineum is the source of this 1743-nucleotide messenger RNA. Its product is annotated as deoxyribodipyrimidine photo-lyase PHR1. Gene Ontology annotation, molecular function: FAD binding; DNA binding. Gene Ontology annotation, cellular component: nucleus; cytoplasm. Gene Ontology annotation, biological process: circadian regulation of gene expression; entrainment of circadian clock by photoperiod. The record is from RefSeq and is a predicted model, not a curated record. The coding region runs from base 1 to 1743 and encodes 580 amino acids. The transcript has 2 exons. Lineage: Eukaryota; Fungi; Ascomycota; Eurotiomycetes; Eurotiales; Aspergillaceae.